Molecule: messenger RNA, 1674 nt
Organism: Exophiala oligosperma
Lineage: Eukaryota; Fungi; Ascomycota; Eurotiomycetes; Chaetothyriales; Herpotrichiellaceae
Exons: 2
Coding region: 1-1674 (557 amino acids)
Molecular function (GO): L-2-aminoadipate:2-oxoglutarate transaminase activity
Source: RefSeq, a predicted model, not a curated record
AUGGUGGUAGAGACUUCCAACACCGCUGCCCUGGCACAUAUCGAUCUUCAGAAAGGAUGGCCCACUCCGCGUUUGUUACCCAGAGGAUCAUUACUCGAGGCUGCCGAGGCGACACUGUCAGACCCGAAACGUGCCACAGAAGCCAUGCUCUAUGGUCCCAACAUAGGUGAUCCGGCUCUGCGUAAAGAAUGUGCCGAGUGGCUCUCUCGCCUGUAUCGAUCGCGGUCGCCACCAGCCGGGACGGUGAAUGUCGACAACAGCAGCAGCACCACCACCACGUCUGUACCUAUAUCUCCUGAGAGGAUCUGCAUCACGGCGGGCGCCUCGGGCAACCUGGCCUGUAUCAUGGCGGCUUUCUCGGACCCGGUGUAUACACGUCGAGUCUGGAUGGUCGAGCCCACAUACUUCCUCGCGUGCACCGUAUUUGAUGAUGCAGGAUUCCAGGGUCGUCUCGUCGGUGUCCCUGAAGAUGCCGACGGGAUGGAUGUGGAUCGUCUGCGAAGCAUGAUCGAGGUUGUGGAUGGUGAGGAGAAGAGCAAACAAGGUGCAUCAUGCGUAAAGGCGACCGCGAAUGGUGAGCAAGAUAUCAAACAGGAUAGAUCAUGGGCAGAUGGGACUGUGGCUGGUGUGAAAGAGAUCGAACAAGCUCCAUCGUUGGCAAGUUUUAAACGAUCACCACAAUAUCCCAAGCUCUACCGACACAUCAUUUAUCUUGUCCCGACAUUCAGCAAUCCCAGCUCCAAGACGUACCCUUUGGAGCGAAGAGAGGCUCUCGUCCGACUCGCCCGAGAAAAGGACGCGCUCCUCAUCACGGAUGACUGUUACGACUUUUUGUCAUGGAGCGUCGAGACCCGGCUGGCCCAAACAAAUGGCAGUUCUCUCGGUGCUUCUCCUACUCUUUUCCCGCCACCUACGAACGGCAGCAGCAGCAGCAGCAGCAACUCUUCCAGGACUUAUCCUCCUCCUCCCCCUCCACCGAGGCUUGUGGACGUGGAUUCUUCCUUGCCGGGCGGCAACCUCGAAUGGGGCAACGCGGUCAGUAAUGGAUCGUUUUCGAAGGUGGUCGGACCAGGUAUGAGGUGCGGGUGGGCAGAGGCGACACCAAAGUUCAUUUUGAGACUUAACCGUGUUGGCGCGACAUUGUCGGGAGGCGCUCCAGGACAGUUCUCUUCGACACUCAUUGAGCACCUUCUUCGGACGGGAGCCCUCGAGGGACACAUUCGAAACGUUCUCAUUCCUUUGUACCAGCACCGCUCCGCCAUCCUUCGACAAGCCAUCCACGAGUAUCUGGAACCGUUGGGUGUCAAGAUCGACACGGGUGCAUCGUACAAGGUCGACGGUCCCGACCGGACGGGGGAGGAGAAGGAGGAGGAGGAGGUUUUUGGGGGCUUCUUCCUCUACAUCUUGUUUCCAGAGGGCAUUCGAUCAGACGAGGUUGCCAGGAUCGCACUCGACGAGUACAACCUCCGCAUCUUAUCGUCCGGGAUGAUGGCGGUACGGGGGAGCAAGACCAGUUGUUGCUGCCGCGAGUGGGAACGUGAGCGAUUAAGCAGAGGGACGAGGUUAUGUUGGGCGUGGCACGAGGAAGAACAGCUCGUAGAAGGCGUCCAGAGAAUAGCGCGCGUGUUGAAGGAGAAAAUGAUGUGUACCGUAUCGUCGUCACCAGUCAAGUAG